AUGAUUCAAGAUCCAGUGAAGAUGGAUACUGAGCCAGCGCUGGCCACUGUCAUGAUGAUGCAGGUUUCGGCGCGAUUGUUUGGCGAUGAGGAUGAAGCCAACGUCGCGAACCAUCUGACUGGCGCCAAAGCCAUGAUAACAGGGCGUAGUGGGGGUAACUGGCUUGUCUCAUCGAGUGCUCGCUUCCUCCUGAGCCUGUUUGCAUACCACGACAUUCUGUCUUCCGUGUCAAGAGGCUCGCAGCCAUUAUUGGAUCAUGAAAUGGACUUUGUCGCCAUCGAAGGGGAGAAAGAGCUAGAAAGUAUCGCAAAAGUCCUAGUGGUCGUUGCAAAGAUCAGUCAGCUGCAACACGCUAUCAAGACGAGAAGAGCGCUAUCACCAACAAGCCCUGCUUUGUCGGAAGAUGAAAAUACCACUGGCCAACAUAUCCAGCAAAUUCUAUUAGCCAUGGAAUUCGGUGCAUGUAAGAGGGGGAACAGCGAAGAGCGCAUAGACAUUAGCUCGACAGCUGAAGCUUAUCGCCACGCCGCCUUCAUUUACCUCUACCGAACCUGGCUUGAUAUAGGUGCUCCCAAUCCGAUAAGCAUGGAGCAUAUCAAUCAGUGUCUAUCACAGCUACAACAAGUCGACAUUCGUUCGCCUUUAACAUCAGCGCAUAUGUGGCCGCUGUUCACCGCGGGCUGCGAAGCGAUCGACAGCACACAACGACAAUUCGUCCGUGAUCGAUUUGAAAAGCUGUAUGCUGUAAAGCAUUUCCCCAGCUUGAAACGCGUCAUGCGCGAUAUCGAACAUGUUUGGGCAGCCAAGGAUAUGGAGCAGCAGAUGAAAGGCCAGGAUGGAAUGGCCAAGGUUGACUGCAUCCAAGUCAUCCUAAAAAGGAGGGGGCGGGAGGUCGAUCUUGCGUGA
Alternaria hordeiaustralica is the source of this 906-nucleotide messenger RNA. RefSeq lists its product as uncharacterized. The record is from RefSeq and is a predicted model, not a curated record. Gene Ontology annotation, biological process: positive regulation of transcription by RNA polymerase II. The transcript has a single exon. NCBI's taxonomy places the organism in Eukaryota, Fungi, Ascomycota, Dothideomycetes, Pleosporales, Pleosporaceae. Gene Ontology annotation, molecular function: transcription cis-regulatory region binding; DNA-binding transcription factor activity. The coding region runs from base 1 to 906 and encodes 301 amino acids. Gene Ontology annotation, cellular component: nucleus.